Molecule: messenger RNA, 2444 nt
Organism: Malus domestica (apple)
Lineage: Eukaryota; Viridiplantae; Streptophyta; Magnoliopsida; Rosales; Rosaceae
Product: polyadenylate-binding protein 3
Cellular component (GO): cytosol; ribonucleoprotein complex; nucleus
Molecular function (GO): poly(U) RNA binding; mRNA 3'-UTR binding; poly(A) binding
Source: RefSeq, a predicted model, not a curated record
CCUCUCACUCCUCUCUCGCCCUUUCCUCCAGAGAAGAAGAACAAAAAUUAAAAAUUAAAAAAAAUCCCCCGAAAAUAAAAUCUCGGUUUCAUUUUUUCCCAAAAAAUAAAAUUCAUUCCAUUUAUAGAGCAACUGAAACCCUACUCAUCACUCUAAAUACAAAGAAUUCUCCGCGAACCCUAAACUUAUCCCUAAUUUCCCAUUUUUUCCCUAUUUAUUUGAUUAUUUAUUCGAUUUUCUUCUGCAAUGGCGGCGGCGGUAUCGGGUCCGGUGGCUCAACCAGUGUCUCCGGCGGCUCAACAGGCGCCGCCGGUUGCGGCUCCGUCGGUUUUCGGGAACGUGUCGCUGUACGUGGGCGAUCUGGACCCGAGUGUGAACGAAGCGCAGCUGUACGAUCUGUUCAACCAAAUGGGGCAGAUCGUUUCGAUUCGGGUCUGUCGGGAUCAGAGCCGAAUGCAAUCCCUCGGCUAUGCCUACGUUAAUUACGGCGAUCCUCAGCACGCUGCUAAUGCCCUGGAGGUUUUGAAUUUUACUCCGAUCAAUGGGAAACCCAUCAGGAUUAUGUACUCUCAUCGUGAUCCAAGCAUUCGGAAGAGCGGAAAGGCCAAUGUGUUCAUUAAGAACCUGGACAAAAGUAUUGAUCAUAAGGCGUUGUUGGACACUUUUUCAACCUUUGGCAACGUACUUUCUUGCAAGGUUGCACUUGAUGGCAACGGUCAAUCGAAAGGGUAUGGGUUCGUACAGUAUGACAAUGAGGAAUCUGCGCAGGAGGCGAUCAAGAAGCUGAACAAAAUGCUGAUAAAUGGAAAACUGGUUUAUGUUGGACUGUUUCAACGAGGCCAGGAAAGGAAUGGGCAAAAUGGAUCACCACAUUUCACUAAUGUUUAUGUGAAGAAUUUGUCAGAGACGACGACAGAUGAAGACCUUAAGAAAACUUUUGGUGAGCAUGGUAACAUUACCAGUGCGGUUGUUAUGAGGGAUGGUUCUGGAAAGUCAAGAUGUUUUGGUUUUGUUAACUUUGAGAAGCCAGAAGAAGCUGCUGCUGCAAUUGAGAAGUUGAAUGGGAGCACCGUUAGUGGUGACAAGGUUUUGUUUGUCGGGAGGGCUCAAAGGAAAUCUGAGAGGGAGGCGGAGUUGAGAGCUAAGUUUGAACAGGAAAGGCUCAGUAGAUUUGAGAAGCUACAAGGUGCUAAUUUAUAUCUCAAAAAUCUUGAUGACACAGUAAAUGAUGAAAAACUAAAGGAGCUAUUUUCUGAAUUUGGAACAAUAACAUCGUGCAAGGUCAUGCUUGAUCACCAAGGGGUGAGCAAGGGUUCUGGAUUUGUUGCAUUUUCUACUCCGGAAGAAGCCAAUAAAGCCUUGGCCGAGAUGAGUGGCAAGAUGAUUGGACGGAAGCCUUUGUAUGUUGCCGUGGCCCAACGCAAAGAAGAGCGCAAGGCUCGAUUACAGGCACGUUUUGCCCAAAUCCGAGCACCAGGUGGGAUGUCACCAUUGCCAUCGGGAAUUCCUGCAUAUCAUCCUGGGGCACCUAGACUUGCCCCGCAACAACUGUAUUUUGGUCAAGGUUCUGGCAUUCUACCCCAUCAGCCUGCUGGUUAUGGCUUCCAGCAGCAGCUAGUGCCUGGCAUGCGCCCGGGUAACUUCAUUAUGCCAUACCACCUUCAGAGGCAAGGUCAACCUGGGCAGCGGAUGGGUGUACGGCGAAGUGGGAACUUCCAACAUGUGCAGCAGCAGCAGUUACUGCACCGUAAUUCCAAUCAAGGCUUGAGAUACAUGGGCAAUGCACGGAAUGGAGUGGACCCAUCUUUGGCUCCUCAAGGUCUUGUGGGUCCAAUGAUGCCUUUGCCACUUGACGGUGCAGGGCUGCCUGUGUCUCCUAAUGAUAUCCAUCGUUCUGGGCCGUUGCCAACGUCAACACUUGCUUCAGCUUUAGCUUCUGCUACCCCAGAGAAUCAGCGUUUGAUGCUGGGUGAACAACUAUAUCCACUUGUUGAGCGGAUUGAGCCUGAACACACGGCUAAGGUGACAGGGAUGUUGCUAGAGAUGGACCAGACGGAAGUUCUCCAUCUGAUCGAGUCUCCAGAUGCCUUGAAGAACAAGGUAGCUGAGGCAAUGGAUGUUCUGCGUACAGCUGCAACGAAGUCUGACGUUACUGAUCAGCUUGGUGCAUUGGAUCUGAAUGAGUGAAUCUCCCUCCAUUGCAUUUUUGGGUACUAAGGCCAAGUUAACUUUGCAUUGGUAGUCGGAUAUUUUUUUUCAGAAGAGUAUUGAUAGGUAUCUGGUUUAUUUUGCGGGAUUUACGCAUGGCAACUCAAAUGCUUAAUUUUUUUAGGCUUGAGGGAUUGAAAGACCUAAGGUUGCUAGGAGUUUGUUCAGCGUCCUUCAUUUUUCUUAGACUUAUCAUUUGUUACUUUUCUUAUAUUAUUUAUCAUUGUUACUUUUUU